AUGCUGCUCCUCCUGUUGCUGCUGCACCUCCCCGCAACUGCCGCGGAGGACGGCCUCGCCUGGCUCUGCGACUCGCUCGACGCGCGCACCGGCGACUGCGUCGUCAGCAAACCUCGCUGCGUCACGCACUUUGCCGGCGGCGGCGCCUGUGGCGGAUCGUGCUCAGACACGCCGCCGUUUGCGCCGCACGCCGUGCGCGACUGCUCCUUUGGCGGUGGUGGAGCGCUUCGCCUCGGCCCCAACGCUUCGCUCAGCUGCGCCUUUGCCGCGCAGCUCCCCUCCUCUGGCGCCUGCAACCUGACGCUCGCCUUUGCCGGAGGCGUCUCUCUCGCACCAAACUCGAGCAUCACGGCCGCCACGGUGACGAUCCGGUCUCCCGAGGCGGCGGUGGUGGUCGAGCACGGCGCCUCCAUCUCCGCCGCCGGCCUCGGCCGCUGUGCCUCGUCGAUCGACCCGCUCUACUGGACGAGCUGGCAGACUGUGCAGCAGAUAGCGGAAGAGCGCGUGCGCGCGCGCUAUCGCUCGGUCUGGUAUGAGGAGUGCGAGGGUCGGCCGUCCGUGCUCUGGUUCGACAACGGCGCGGACUUUGACGCCUUCGCCUCCGCCGACUCUUCGAUCGCCGGCUGGCCUCCGAACGGAGCCCUCGACAUUGGAGUCAUGGGCACCAUCUCGUCCGACACCAUCGCCGUCCGCGCAGCGAGGCUGACACUCGCUGGCAAGCUGCAGGCGCCGAGACAGCGGGCGGCGGCCUCUCGUGACGCGCGAGUGUGA
This is a messenger RNA of Emiliania huxleyi CCMP1516, 771 nucleotides long. RefSeq lists its product as hypothetical. Bases 1 to 771 code for a protein of 256 amino acids. Lineage: Eukaryota; Haptophyta; Isochrysidales; Noelaerhabdaceae. The record is from RefSeq and is a predicted model, not a curated record. The transcript has 4 exons.